Molecule: messenger RNA, 1526 nt
Organism: Cyprinodon tularosa
Lineage: Eukaryota; Metazoa; Chordata; Actinopteri; Cyprinodontiformes; Cyprinodontidae
Product: amidophosphoribosyltransferase-like
Exons: 11
Coding region: 1-1275 (424 amino acids)
Biological process (GO): purine nucleotide biosynthetic process
Molecular function (GO): amidophosphoribosyltransferase activity
Source: RefSeq, a predicted model, not a curated record
AUGGACCUCAGAGCACGGAGAGAUCUGUUCCAGAUUCAGGCCACCCAGAUUUGGCUUAUGUGCUACACACAUCUGGAACAACAGGUCCUCCAAAGACUGUCAGGGAAGCAGAAUGCCUCUCUGCUCGGAUCUCUGUUCCAGAUGAGCAUGAACGAUGUGGUUUUCAUGGCCUCCCCCUUGACUUUCGAUCCUUCCGUGGUGCUGGCUCUGGGUGGAGAGGCCUGUCCUUCUCUAGCUCAGCUGAGGAGCUGGAAACACAAGGACAAUCAGACAUCUAUCUAUAACAUCUACGGCAUCACUGAAGUCUCCUGCUGGGCCUCCUGCUACAGGAUACCAGAACUUCUGCUGCAGUCUGGCACCCUGAUUCCAUCCUCUGUGGCUCUUGGGACUCCCCUAAUGGACAUGGUGAUGGAAGUCAGGGAUGAGGGAGGCUUUGUCAUCACAGAGGGGGAAGGACAGGUGUUCAUAGAUGUCAUCUACACAGUGCGAGAUCCUUCUGGGAACCGGCCCCUCUGCAUCGGAAAGCUUGUUCCCAUCUCCAGGCUCCACAGUCCAGGUGCAGAGGAGGAGGACACUGAAGUUUGGGUUGUGUCCUCAGAGUCCUGCAGCUUCCAGUCCAUCGGAGCAAAAUAUUACAGAGAGGUCUUACCAGGUGAAUUAGUUCAGCUAUCCAGGCAUGGAGUCAAGUCUCUGAGUGUUGUUCCCCGCCCUGAAGGAGACCUGCCUGCUUUCUGCAUCUUUGAAUACGUUUAUUUUGCCAGACCAGACUCCAUUUUUGAAGGACAGAUGGUGUACAGUGUGAGGCAGCGCUGUGGUCGGCAGUUAGCCAUAGAGGCUCCAACAGAUGUGGAUCUGGUCAGCACAGUGCCAGAAUCUGCGACCCCUGCUGCUCUAGGCUACGCUCUGCAGGCUGGCCUCCCAUACAUGGAGGUUCUAUGCAAGAACCGCUAUGUUCGAAGAACAUUUAUUCAACCAAAUACCCGUCUGAGGCAGCUUGUCCACAUCAGGGUGGCGUUUCCGCCUAUCAAGUUCCCCUGCUACAUGGGUAUCAAUAUUCCAACUAAAGAGGAGCGUAUUGCCAACAAGCCAGAGUUUAAAGACAUUGCUGGUUAUAUCGGUGCUGACAGCGUUGAGUAUUUAACCGUGGAGGGACUCUUAUCUGCCGUCCAGGAGGGAAUUGCCUCCUUCAAGGAGAACGAGAAAUUUGGCUCCGGGAAAAACGGAGUAGGCCAUUCCACUGCCUGUCUAACUGGGAAAUAUCCAGUGGAAUGGUAACUGGGACAGCACAAUGGAGGGACUCUGCUCACAACUUUAUACUUACAGUUGAACUUUAGAGCUUUUUUUUCCCGUUAUUGCUGGAUACUGUGAUUACUUUGAACUCACCAAUAACCUUUAUGUAUAAUUGUUUCUUUUGUACGUGUAUACAUCAAAUGUAUUUACAAAAAUGUAUACUUUUCUGUGUAAUCCAAGUAUUUCCAAACAACAUUAAAAUGUCAAGAAACACAAAAGAGUUGAGACCAAAAAAA